AUGUCAGUCACACACGUCGUCCUUUUCCGGUUCAAGAAGGAUGUCUCACCAGAGGCCGUUCGCGAUCUUUCCACUCGUAUGCUAGGCUUAAAGGAUAAAUGUCUUCAUCCGCUUACCCAAAAGCCCUAUAUCCUUUCGUCUUCUGGCGGGGUUGAUAUGUCGAUCGAAGGUAUCCAGAAUGGCAUGACACACGCCUUUGUCGUCAAUUUUGCAAGCAAGGAGGAUCGAGAUUAUUAUAUCCAGAAGGACCCUAUGCAUCAGGACUUUGUAAAGAGUGCCGGUGAAGUUCUCGAGAAAGCACAGGCCGUGGACUUUAUCAAUGGAGAAUUGUAA
Messenger RNA from Trichophyton rubrum CBS 118892, 333 nucleotides. RefSeq lists its product as uncharacterized. Bases 1 to 333 code for a protein of 110 amino acids. The transcript has 3 exons. NCBI's taxonomy places the organism in Eukaryota, Fungi, Ascomycota, Eurotiomycetes, Onygenales, Arthrodermataceae. The record is from RefSeq and is a predicted model, not a curated record.